CCCUCACGGAAUUAGCUGUAACGUUAAUGUUGUGUAUGACAAUACCAAAGCAGGACUUCUCGCGUUACGAAAAUAACAACAGAUGUAGAAUCCAGAAGUAAAAUUGCCUACAGAUGUGGUAAGGUACGAGCCACGGUCGACUCCUUUUGCAUCUCUAUGUCAACUUUUUUCUUUGUCUUUUUUAAAAGUGGCAGUAUACCUCAUGGCAACAUUUUCAUCUUUAUGUCUGUUUUGGUUGGGACAUUGGAAAAGAAGGACCAUAGAGAGAGAGAGAAAUUCCUACUGAAUGAAGAAUGUAUAGUCCAGCUGUGAGCCUCAUCCAUUCACGACGAACCACGGGUGUUUAUGAAGAAUCAACAUGUUCUACCAUCGAGGGGCAGUCUGUGAGCCUUCUUCGUUAUAACGGGUGUGUGUCUGGUUCACUGUCAGAGGGGAAAGAUCAGAGGUCACAGCAGGUCGGGGGCUAGAAGUUAGGGAUCAUGUCUGCCGUGACGUUCCAGGACCUUCCUCUUAACAUCUACAUGAUCAUCUUCGGGACCGGAGUCUUCAUCUUCGUCCUCAGCCUCAUCUUCUGCUGCUACUUCAUCAGUAAACUAAGGCACCAGGCUCGGCGAGAGAGGUUUGGAUACAAAGCGGUGGUAUUCAAAGGGGAUACAAAGAAACUGAAUCUGCACGGGACAUGUGCAGUGUGCUUGGAGGACUUCAGAGUGAAAGAUGAGCUAGGAGUGUUGCCAUGCCAACAUGCCUUUCACCGGAGUUGCCUGGUGAAGUGGCUGGAGGUGCGCUGUGUGUGUCCCAUGUGUAACAAGCCCAUCACUGGACCACCUGAACAUCACCACAGCCUGGGCACACUACUGGAUGAACUGGUGUAGCGUGUUGUCAUGGCGAUACCGUUGGAACGGAGUGGUGUGACGUGUUGAUAUGACAACACAGUUGGAAUAGACUGGUCUAACAGACUAUGCGUUGUUAAAGUGAAUUUACCGGACAAACUGUUCUUAAGGUCCAGGUAGAAAACUACAACAAUGGAGAAAAAAAGAUUCAGAUUUCAGACCCUCAUGUAUUGAUAAUGAGACGGGACACAGAGCAUUAUGGGUACUGUAGUAUAUCAUACUACACCUUAUCAAGUGGAGUCAGUCAUUUAAUGCCCAAACCUCUACAGUGCUCACUCAACCAGUUUCAGGAAUGAGGGCAGGAUUCCCAAACCAAACUCUGGGACUAAAAUGUCCCCCUCAACCCUCAGUCACUGUCUGGACGAGGGCUUACCUGUUGAGGGAGAACUUCAGGUAACUCAUGGGCCACAUUGCCGAACGCCCAGAUAAAAAAAUAUGAUGUAGAACAGACAUGCCUCUCUGAAAUGUAGGGUGAGGAAUCACGUCAACUCUAUUUGUGCCAUUUCUAUCUGCAACAUCCAGUAUGUUGCAACCCUGGGGAUGAUGACAUACAUUUAUUAUUACUGUGACACGUUUCCUGCUGACUACACUGUGUGUGUGUGUGUGUGUGUGUGUGUGUGUGUGUGUGUGUGUGUGUGUGUAUCCUGCUUAUAUUAAGUGGGUGUGACACACUCCUGUUUUGACCUGUAGGAGGAACCGACAACGACAAUGCAUUUAUUCCGACCAGUAGUUCCUAUAGAUUUGCCAAACAAGCUUUUGCAGUUUAUUGUAUUUAGAAUGAAGAGCGAUUCAGACUCAUUCCCUUCUGAACGGUAAACUGAAGUACUGCCCAAUAGCUAAGUCGACAUUCCCUACGCGAACAGCGCAAAGAUUUUUCUAUUGAAAUGGAAAUCAUAAGACAAUAUCUGCUUUAGUAAAUAUGAGAAAAGGUC
Messenger RNA from Oncorhynchus masou masou (cherry salmon), 1822 nucleotides. Its product is annotated as RING finger protein 122-like. The record is from RefSeq and is a predicted model, not a curated record. Bases 480 to 872 code for a protein of 130 amino acids. The transcript is spliced from 6 exons. NCBI's taxonomy places the organism in Eukaryota, Metazoa, Chordata, Actinopteri, Salmoniformes, Salmonidae.